UCUGGUAUUUUGAAAUCCAGGUUUCUGAUUUUAUUAGGGUGAUUCCCCGAGUUUUGCUCCGGGCAAGCUUUUCUGCGCAUAACACUGUGACAUCCAGGAUGGCGGCCGUUCUUCCCGACCUCGAGGUGUGAAUAAGAGAUCGCUGCAAUGGCGGCCGUGAUAAGUGUAAAGGACAAUGAUAGUUUAUCUUCCUUGCUAACAGUGGAACUGAAGUCAGAUUUGCUGUUGAUAUUAUCAGAUGUACAGGGCAUUUACAGCAGCCCUCCCGACUUGCCUGACUCUCGCCUUCUAGACACAUUCAGGCCAGCGAACGUCAGUAAUAUUGAAUUUGGAGAAAAGUCACGUGUUGGCAGGGGAGGCAUGGAGUCUAAAGUGAAGGCUGCAACCCGGGCACUACAGAGCGCUACGAGUGUAGUUAUAGCCAAUGGUACCGGAAGUGAUUACGUCAUUCGUCAAGUUCUGGAUAGCCGAAAGGUUGGAGCAUUCUUUACUAUGGUCGACGAACCAGGGCCAUCUGUAGAGAAUCAGGCUGCGGCAGCUCGCAAAGGGGGAAGAGCUCUGCAAGCACUGACCGCUGACCAGCGGGCCAGAGUCAUUUACAAAUUAGCCAACCUUCUUAUCGAACACAAGGAUCAAAUUCUAGAUGCUAACUUUAAAGAUCUGGACUAUGCUCGGUUUGAGAGACGCUUAAGUGCCCUUAUGAUGGCCAGAUUACUUUUGACACCGCCGUCCAAACUUGAAAACCUUGCUCAGGGACUGAGACAGAUUGCGGAUUCCUCGCACAACAUCUUGGGUCGUGUGCUAAAACAAACCAAAAUCACCUAUGGUUUAGAGCUGGAACAAGAAACUGUUCCAAUUGGAGUGCUUCUUGUGAUUUUUGGAUCUUGCCCAGCUGCUCUAGAGCAGGUCGCCUCUUUAGCCACCAGCACAGGCAACGGUUUGCUUCUGAAUGGUGGUAAAGAAGCUUAUCACAGCAACAGAUGUCUUCACAGUCUUGUUGCAGAGGCUUUUUAGAUGUACGUCCCCCCUGAAGCGGUUAGUUUGGUCAGUACUCGAGAAGAGGUAAAUCACCUUAAUCAGUUGGAUAAUUAUCUAGAUUUGAUCAUUCCUCGAGGCUCCAGUGAGAUGAUUGAUUGGCUUCAAACUUGAUUUUUCGGCAUUGAUCAUCUCUAUUUUGGUUGCAGUAUACUCUAUUCUUCCUUUGUAGAAUUGGAUUCCAAAUGUGAGUACCGUGCAGCUUGGAAUGCUAUGGAGACUCUUUUAGUCCACAGGGAUCUUAUUAGGUCACCAUUUCUGGACAUGCUGAAAGCUCUCAGGGAAAAAGGAGUGAUAGUUCACGCCGGACCGAAGUUGGUCAACUUACCGCUGGCUCCGGCUCUGGCCAAGACUAUGAAGAAAGAAUACAGCGAGUUAGAGUGUACAGUGGAAGUAGUCAGGACUACAGAGGAAGCCAUUGAUCGCAUCCAUCAAUUUGGAAGCUCUCACGCUGAUUUCAUUAUCGCCGAUAAUGGGGACUGCUGAUCACUUUCUAAAAGCUGCGAAUAGUGCGUGUGUCUUCCACUAGAUUUUCCGAUGGGUAUCGCUUUGGCCUGGGUGCUAAAGUAGGUAUCAGCACGGGUCGUAUCCAUGC
Molecule: messenger RNA, 1630 nt
Organism: Stylophora pistillata
Lineage: Eukaryota; Metazoa; Cnidaria; Anthozoa; Scleractinia; Pocilloporidae
Product: delta-1-pyrroline-5-carboxylate synthase-like
Source: RefSeq, a predicted model, not a curated record